AUGAGAGGCCACCGCAGUCUGCGCUCGUUUGACCGUGCCGCCGGCCAGGCCAAUGGCUACGGCGGCAGCGGCGGCAGUUCGGCCUACGACAAGCCGACGUCGUACGGGGCUCUGGCGUACGCGAAGCCGCUGAAGCUGGGGUACUCCGCCUACCGCACCACCCACAACAACACCCGCCACUACCUGCUGUCGCCGCCCGUCCAGCUGCUGGCGACGUUUAACCGGUACGACGACCCGCCGAGAUCGUCGUCAUACAACUACGACGAGCCCCAGUCAGGGAAGUACGACAGCAAAUAUGACGGCGGCAAAUACGACAGCUACGACCAGGCAAGAGGAGCCAAAUAUGAUCCCUAUGAUGACACGCGGGGAGCUAAGUAUAACGGCUAUGACGACUCUCGAGGAAGUGGCAAGUACGACUCGUAUGAUGAUACACGGGGAGCGGAAUACGACACGUAUGCUGCCGAUACUCGAGUGGCCAAAGUCGACCGGUAUAGCCACUCUCGCACCAAAUCGGGUGCUGCUGCUGGCUACGACGACGACUAUGUCGGGUCGCUGCUGCUGCUGCUGGGGAUAAUGGAGCUUAAAGAGAUCUUUAACAACUUGAAAUACGACUGGCCCCAGAUGCUUGACGACCGUGCCAACCCCAUUGAGCUUGCAGUGGCAUUAUUGGACGAUACGCUGGUGGGUAUGGCUCACAAGUACCCCGAGUUUGAGCGGAUCCAGAGGGACACGCUGCGGGCGUUGCGCAAAGUGGUCAACGACGAGUACGAGGCGUUCAACUCGCUGAUCCGGCUGUACCACGCGUUGUUGCCGAUGCUUGACCGCGUGGAAAACGAUGCCUCCGGUAUACGUGACAUGUUGGACACUCUGACCCUGGAAAUGCAUACUCUGAGUGACGCCCUCCACGAUUUGCACACUACUCAAACACGUUUAGUGGAGGUACUUGAGAUUCUCGAUGCCAUCGACGUGGUGGUGAAAAUACCUGACCAGGUCGACGCCUUGGUGGCGGACAAAAAGCUCCACAUGGUGUAUGACGUCGUCGCUGAAGGGUUCCGUUUGGGGGACAAAUACAAGUUGUGGACGCUUCCAGCGCUUGCCGGAGUGCACCAGCAGUUAGAGCUGAUCUCUAACGGCAUGGUCGACACCAUCAUCGACGAGCUCCACCUGGAGAUCUAUCUCAAACAGGUGCUGUUGCUGGCGACGCGCGAGGCGCUCAUGGCGCUGAACAACCCUCAAUUGGUCCUGUUCCGCAACCUCAAGGAGCUGGCCCUGCUUGAGCAGUUCAUCUACAACCUGGCCAACAUGGACACCACCGAGAUCGCCGACGUGUUUUUGGGCCCCCACAAGGCGUUUAUUUCCAGCCAAUUGCCCCGACUCCACAACCACCACUCGCAGACGGUGGCUCAGGAAGUCGACUAUAAGGUGGUGUUGGAUACCACCGCUUCCCCCUCCGAAGAACUGUACGUGUACAUGUACUUGCUCUUAGCUACGGCGCAUAAGCUUGGUCGAUUACACCAAGUUACCGCAGUAUUGGAGCAGCGAGCCCAGCUGGAAUUGCACAACGUGAUUAACCGGUGCACUGAGUACGUGAAGAGCGUCCACACUGGCGCCAUUGAAAAAUUGCUGAAGCUCCAGAACUUUGACCAUACUCACCAGACGGUGGUGAUUGGCGACCCUAACUUUUCUGAUACCGCCGUGGUGGUGCUCGUGGAGUUGUUCAGUGCCAUAUUCGCUCAGCUGUUGGUGGUAUUGAUGAAGCACCAAGUGGUGCUGGAGAUUGUUCCUUUACUCGAAGCUAAAGCCUCUUAUAACAUUAAUGGCGUGUGGCGGACGAUUCGUAAGGAGAUUGGGGUGAUCAUCGAUAACUAUAUCUACAACCAGCAGCGGCAAACUGACGUUAUCCACACCAGUUUGAAGAACGCCAUUAAUGAAGUGAAGAAAAAGGGAGACUUGUUCCGGUUCCAGGACGCUGAAAUCCCGCAAACGUCGCUGGAAGAAUUGCACGCAAUGAUGCAGGACAUGUUCCCGCUGUUCCUGCUUGACCCAUUGGGAGGUGGUAUCGAUAAUACUACACCUUACGUGGAAAGCGAGCAAUUUAACGCCAUGGUGGAAGUGUUGGCUCCCAAGGACUUAUUCAACAUGAGAAUCAUCCUUGAGUUCUACCUUUUGUUUGUUGCCGGUGCUGAAAAGCUCGGGAUCAUUGGCGGUACUUUAGAUGAUGGGACGGUGGAAAUGGCACCGUCACGUCUCUUUGACCACGACAUGACGUAUAAGUUCCUCGGCCGGGUGCGUGACAAUUUGGACUACGUGUUUUCGGAAGUUAUCGGCCACGAUCACCAGUUCAAGACCGAUACCAUUACCAUCAACCACCAAAAGGAUACCGAGACCGAUACAUUAGCAGUGACACGCGACCAGCUGCUUAAGUCGACGGCAAUCAUCUACCAGAACGCGUUCGACUUCCGUAAAGUGUGGCUGACAGUGUGUCUGGUGCUUAACACGCUGAUCAAUUACCGUCGUCACUACUCAAAGGUGGCCCUCGACUUUUUGGGCAAGUUUGUGUUGGCCUACCGUCACUUUUACGAUGAGCUUAUCACUACUGAUUCGGGUCACCUGGCACCUCAUAUGCCUAACCAUCUGCAAAAACCGGUACUGCAGAUUCUGAAAUGGCUUCGCGUGCCCAGUCUUGUGGAUAUCUCGCUGAUCUUAUUGUAUGCUGAUGACGAGAACCCCGAACACCGCCGCCAGAUGGUGGAAAAAGAAGUGACGAUUAUGUUUGCCACUGACCCCGAGCUCUUAGGGCUUAGUCCUGACGACUUCCUCGACGACGAGCUGUUUGACCAUUUGUGCUACUUCUUGCUUACUGGUACGUGGGUGUUAGGGUGGCUCCCUGGAGUUAAAGCGGCGCUGGUGCACCUGACUGACGAUCAGGAUAAUAAAGCGUCCUCGGUCCCGGAGAAAGGAGUACAGAUGGCUAAAGUCGACCGAUUAAAGCAGGAAUGGCAGUUCUUGGAAUCGGGUAAAUUGCACCAGGCGUUCCUGACGUUCGACAUGGUCCAGUUGGCGUUGGACACCCACCACACCGCCGAGUUCGACGACUACGUGCGCAAGUUUGAGACGAUGACCGACCACGCGUUGCUUGCGUUGCGCUACGACAUCCGGUGCAAGGCGCUCCACUACUUGGGCCAGCUGUUUAGCCACGACGACUGGUGUCCGCUGAGCGAGCCUGCCGAUGCUGAUAGGUUCGUGCUGGUGCUUAACAAGGAGCUCUACGGGAUUAAUAAUAAGCUCUCGCAGUUGCUUACUGAGAAGCAACGGAUCCACGUCUACUGCGGCCUCGAUGCGUUCUUGAAUAAAGUGUUGGUUCAAGGAUCUUUCCUCAUCAAAAAGGUUAACGCCUACGGUGUUAAACGAGCCAUGCUUAAUAUCUAUGUGCUUCAACAGAUGGUACGCAAUUUAAGUGGCGGUGACGGGGCUGACUUUGGACCGCUGGUGGCUUACUACGAAAUGUUCACUUUGAACGAACACAAAUUCUUACCCGAGGUUCAAGAGAACAAGUGGGGAUUCACUAAGCAAGAGUUUGUCAACAUGGCCCGCUUGGUGCACUCGGAGAAGCUCGCCGACGGCGGUGGGUCCCAGUUCGCUAAGCUGAAGUACCUGGACUUGUUGAAGAAGAUCGACGCCGAAUAUAAGGUGUAA
Messenger RNA from Diutina rugosa, 3696 nucleotides. RefSeq names its product exocyst subunit (gene SEC8). The coding region runs from base 1 to 3696 and encodes 1231 amino acids. The record is from RefSeq and is a predicted model, not a curated record. Gene Ontology annotation, cellular component: exocyst. The transcript has a single exon. Gene Ontology annotation, biological process: Golgi to plasma membrane transport; exocytosis. NCBI's taxonomy places the organism in Eukaryota, Fungi, Ascomycota, Pichiomycetes, Serinales, Debaryomycetaceae.